This is a messenger RNA of Branchiostoma floridae (Florida lancelet), 1489 nucleotides long. RefSeq names its product ribosome-recycling factor, mitochondrial-like. Gene Ontology annotation, molecular function: ribosomal large subunit binding. NCBI's taxonomy places the organism in Eukaryota, Metazoa, Chordata, Leptocardii, Amphioxiformes, Branchiostomatidae. The coding region runs from base 112 to 888 and encodes 258 amino acids. Gene Ontology annotation, cellular component: mitochondrion. The transcript has 7 exons. The record is from RefSeq and is a predicted model, not a curated record. Gene Ontology annotation, biological process: translation.
AGAGGUGAAAGUUGAUAGACUAGGUGACCCCUUGUGGUACAUGUGUGAUUUCGUCUCUGCACGUUUGUUUGUGGUUUUUGCAGCGAGGUUCGGCAGGUAUAGAUCAGGAGAAUGUCGCUGAUGAGGAGCAUCCUCCGGCUGCAGCCAUUGGUCAGCUGUGCCACCUCCAUCAUCAGACAACCUGUCUGUCAUGGCAGAUCAGCCAAUCAGCUUCUCUCCUGUAGAUCACAUGACCUGGUGAAAGUUACUGCUGUUAGGUACUAUGCAAAGAAAGGUAAGAAGCCCCAGAAGGGGGGAAAGGGCGGAGGUCGGGUGGAGAUCAACACAUCUGUAGGGUCAGAGGUCACAGACAUUGAAGCAGUCCGAGGGAAAAUGCAGAAAGCCUUGGAUGCGCUGAAGGAAGAAUACGUCAAAAACCUCUCACUGAGAACUUCUGUAGGUUCCUUAGACAGCAUCUCAGUUCAAACAGUAAACGGAAGAUUUCCGCUGAACCACCUUGGACAGAUCGUCAUGAAGUCUCCACAGAUGUACCAUGUCAACAUGGUGGGGGCACCUCAGGAAAUCCCCUCAGUCCUUCAGGCUAUCAGCCAAUCAGGGAUGAACUUGAAUCCCAUCCAGGAAGGCAACACCAUCAAGGUUCCCAUACCCAAAGUUACAAAGGAACAUCGUGAGAAUCUAGCCAAGAAAGCCAAGGCAGGGUGCAACAAGACAAAGGACCAGAUCCGAGACAUCAGGAACCAGGCCAUGAAGGAGGCUAAGAAGGCAAAAGCAACCGUCUCAGAAGACACAGUCAGACUGGUAGAGAAACAGAUACAACAGCUUACAGAUGAUUUCAAUGGUAAUGCAGAGAAGAUAUUAGAAGAAAAGAGUAAAGAGUUAUUGAAAUAGGACUUGUCUUACCACUUGGCUCAAAUGUUGUAAUGAAUCAAAUUUCAACAAGCAAAACUACAGUUGAAAUCAAAUUCAGUAUUAACUUAACUUCCUUACCAAUAGGAAUAGAUAGUAUGAAAUAAAACUCAACAGGGAGAAUUAACUGUAAAGGAUAUCAUUGUAUAUAAUAGAUAUAUACUGUACUGAAUCACAGUAUUUGAAUGAAGUCAGUUUUACCACAAUGAAAAGACAUAUGCAUAUGGACAUUGUCAUCAUACGAUCUACUGCAUAGCACAUUUCAAAUACCCAACAGUUGUACUUUAAAAUUUAUACAAAACAUUGAUGUUUGAGAUACCAUUACAACAUGGAAGAGAAUUUUUAAAAACAGCUACAUGUAUGUUGUCAAAACAUAAGUCAUUACAUUAUUACUGUGAUAUUACAUAGAAGUACCAAUACACCCGUAGUUGGAGUAGUUUGAAUACCAGGAUGUGGUCAUAAAAUUUGUCACCCUGUUUUUAGACAGAAAAGUACAUUCAGUAAAAAUAUUUUCCAUCUUUAUUCUAUAUCCUGGCAGUAUCAUCUUAAAAUAUUUUUGAGUUGAGAAAAUAAAUUAUCAUUU